Messenger RNA from Mucor velutinosus, 1407 nucleotides. RefSeq lists its product as uncharacterized. NCBI's taxonomy places the organism in Eukaryota, Fungi, Mucoromycota, Mucoromycetes, Mucorales, Mucoraceae. Gene Ontology annotation, molecular function: fructokinase activity; D-glucose binding; ATP binding. Bases 1 to 1407 code for a protein of 468 amino acids. Gene Ontology annotation, cellular component: mitochondrion; cytosol. Gene Ontology annotation, biological process: intracellular glucose homeostasis; glucose metabolic process; glycolytic process. The transcript is spliced from 5 exons. The record is from RefSeq and is a predicted model, not a curated record.
AUGAUUGCUUCAAAUCUCGUCCAUUCUGACGAGACCAAGGAUGCCGCUGUCCGUGAUUUAGAGAGACAAUUUGACUUGAACACAGAUCAACUCAAGCGCGUCGCUGAGCUCUUGCAAUGCGAAAUGAGAACUGGCUUGAAGGCAUGCGAUAUUAACUGCAAUGUGCCUAUGCUCCCCUCUUGGAUUACUCGCCAUCCAACCGGUCAAGAAAAGGGCGAAUACAUGGGACUCGAUUUGAGUGGCUCCAAUGUUCGCGUCUAUCUUGUUACACUGCACGGUCAAGGCCGCAUUACCACACGCCAGCUCAAGUAUACUGUCAAGGAGAACCUGAAGGUUGGACCCAUCAGCAAUCUCAUUGACUUUAUGUCCGAAUGUGUGGAUGCCUUUCUGACCUUUGUCAACAAAGGCGAUAGCAAGAAUCCUCUCUCUCUUGGCUUGUGUAUCUCUUUCCCGCUUCAUCAAACCUCUAUUCGCAAUGCUUACAUCUUGCGUUGGACCAAGGACUUUGAGAUUACUGGCGCUGAUAACAAGAACAUGGUUGAACUCUUGCAAACUUCUUUCCGUAAACGUGAACUUCCUGUCACUGUCAAGGCUGCUGUCAAUGGAGCUUGUGGCUGCCUCUUGGCUCACAGUUAUCGUAGUUUGGAUACGUUACUUGCAUGUACAGUCAGUACUGGUACCAAUGCUGCGUAUUGGGAAAAGGUGCGCCAUGUCCACAAGAUCCAAGCAGAUCCCGAAAAUCCUAUUGAGGAGAUGAUUAUCAACACUGAAUGGGGAAGCUUCGGUGACACCAAAUCCGAGGCCAUCCCUCACACAUUUUACGAUAUCCGUGUCAACCGUCAAUCUGUCAAUCCAGGUGUUCAUGUAUAUGAAAAGAUGUGCGCUGGUCUCUAUUUAGGCGAAAUUGUGCGUCUCAUCUUGGUGGACUUUACUGACCGUCGUUUGCUAUUCAAUGCUCAAUACUCGACUGAACUCAACAAGGCUUACAAUUUUGAGUCCACUUACAUGAGUGCCAUUGAGCGUGAUGAGACACCUGAUUUAGAAGACACCAAGCACCUGCUGGAGAAUGUAAUGAACUUGAACUCAACUUCAUUGACGGAUCGUAGAUUGGUCAAGCGUAUUUGUGAGCUUGUAGGUAGACGUGCCGCUCGUUUGAUUGCAGCUGGUAUGAGUGCCAUCAUCAGUAAGCGUAAUGCCUUGGAGGCUGGCCUCAGUAUCAGUGUCGAAGGCACUAUUUAUGAGCACUACUCCAACUUCCCUGAUCGUGUCAACACUGCUUUGCAAGAAUUGUAUGGCGAUAAUGUUGAAAGGAUCAACAUUGGUAUUACUCGUGAUGGUAAUGGUAUUGGCGCUGCUUUGGCUGCCAUGAUUGCCAGCACUCCCAACGAGCGCUCCGUUUUUGCAUAG